AUGGAAAGACUUAGGAUUAGGCUAAAGGAUGUUCUUAAGGGUCUUGUGAACAGUGAGGCUAAGGAAAAAGCUGCCAAAGUAUAUGCUAUUUGGAUUGGUGACGUAAUCGGCAUUGGUCUCGGGGACCGUAUAACUUCCAACGAUGAAGAUUAUGAUGAAGAAGAGAGGAAUGCUAUUUUCACAUUAAUGGCAAAAAGACGCUCUCGUGCAAUCAGCAUCUACAUUAAAGAGGAGGAUGAAGCCAGCUCAGGUGAAGAUGAGAAAGAGAACGUGGGCUCGAAGGCUUCGCGUAACCUCUCUGGUUCUGGUGACAAGGAUCGCCGAAAGCCAUCUGCUACAGCAUCGGCUGGAGGCGAUGUGACUGCCGACGCAAACGGUGUACUUGGUCGAGGCCGGAGAAAUGCAAUCCUCGAACAGAAGACUCGGGUAGGUCGAUGA
Molecule: messenger RNA, 438 nt
Organism: Protopolystoma xenopodis
Lineage: Eukaryota; Metazoa; Platyhelminthes; Monogenea; Polystomatidea; Polystomatidae
Source: the annotation of a GenBank genome assembly